Molecule: messenger RNA, 1806 nt
Organism: Rhizophagus irregularis DAOM 181602=DAOM 197198
Lineage: Eukaryota; Fungi; Glomeromycota; Glomeromycetes; Glomerales; Glomeraceae
Source: RefSeq, a predicted model, not a curated record
AUGGCUUCAAAUGAAACAGCCAGUGCCAAUGGAAUAUCAUUGAAUCAAAAUGAUCCUGUAUUUAAAUCUGUUGGUUUAAUUCUGGCGAUAACCAGCGGUGUAUUCAUUGGAUCAUCUUUUGUAUUUAAGAAAAAAGGUCUUCUUCAGUCUCAAAAACAAGCCGGAUCUGAGGCGGGUCAAGGUCAUAGUUAUCUUUCAAAUGGGUUAUGGUGGUCAGGAAUGAUACUGAUGAUUAUCGGCGAAAUAUGCAACUUUGUAGCAUACGCUUUUACACAAGCUAUCCUAGUUACUCCUUUAGGUGCGCUCAGUGUGGUCAUUAGUGCCAUCUUAUCAUCAAUAUUUUUAAAAGAGAGAUUAAAUAAUCUGGGUAAAAUAGGCUGCGCACAAUGUAUUAUUGGAGCGACUGUAAUUGUUUUACACGCUCCUAAUCAACAUAUUGCGUCAGAUAUUGAAGAAUUUAAAAAAAUGUUCUUCGCUCCUGUUUUCUUGACGUACGCAAUUGUUUCAAUAUUGGGAUCAUUAUUAAUAAUUUGGAAAGUAGCACCAAAAUAUGGAACAAAAUAUAUGCAAGUAUAUAUUGGAAUAUGUUCAUUAAUUGGGUCAUUAUCGGUUGUAACAACUCAAGGUCUUGGUACCGCUAUUGUAAAAACAAUUCAGGGGGAUAAUCAAUUUACACAUUGGUUUCUUUACGUACUCAUAGCGUUUGUAGUAAUAACAUUAUUGACAGAAGUUAAUUAUUUAAAUAAGGCUUUAAAUUUAUUUAAUACGGCAAUGGUAACACCCGUAUAUUAUGUUACAUUCACAAGUUUAACAAUAAUAAGUUCAGCAAUAUUAUCACAAGGUUUUGAAGCUCCACCAAAAAGUGUUGUUACAGUUGUGAUGGGAUUUCUCGUAAUUUGUAGUGGUAUAAUUUUAUUACAAUAUUCAAAAGUAUCAGGAAUAGAUACUUCUGGAACAUUGGUUACUUCAACAACUGAAACGAUUGGUAGGGAUAAUAGAUUAAGCGGAAGUGAAUAUGAACCUGAUAUAUCAGCAAUUAGAGCUAGUUUUGGUAGUAUUCGUAGAUAUUCUAUGAAUACGGGUAAAACUUAUCCGACAUUACCACACACAAUGCCCCCUUCUAAUAAAGAAUCUGGUAAUUAUUUACAUAGGAGGAGUCAAAGUCUUAAUUAUGGUAUGUUUAGGAAAGAUAGUAUACGUAGUGAUGGUGGAUUACCUACAAUUAAUGAAUCUGAUAGAAGUAUUGAUCGUAAAGCUACAACAAAAUCUUUAACAAAUCCUCAUAUUGAACCGAUUGAACCUAUUGAUAUAAAAGUUCAACAGAGACCUUCUGUUAAAUUUUCUUCUCCACAAACAUCUUCCUCAUCAUCAUCAUCUACAAUAACUUCAAUAGACGACAAUCUAAAGAAUAUUAAUGAUACACAAAGAAAGACUCCGAUCAUCCAUACUACUUCUUCAUCAAUUUCUUCUACAACUAUUACUGCCUCCCCUAAGGAAUCUCAACUGGAGGAAUAUUUUAAUUAUAAACCAUUAAACAUAAAUCCACCAUCACCACUUCAACAUCCAAUUGCUUAUAUAAAACAACACUUAUCCCCAACUGCUUCAAUUUUUUCGGAAAAUGGUACUAUCAAUAGUGAAAUUUAUAGUGGUAAUCCUAAUUUAAAAAGAGAUAGUAGUAGCAGUUCAAACAGAAGAUCUCAAAAUUCCAUGGGCAUUGUUGAUAAAUUGAAAUUGGGUAGAAGUGCUAGUAGUGGAAGUGAUGUUGAUCAUGAUGAUGAUGAAGUUUUGGUGAAAACUAUAGAAUAA